This is a messenger RNA of Macadamia integrifolia, 911 nucleotides long. Its product is annotated as ribonuclease 1-like. Bases 65 to 745 code for a protein of 226 amino acids. Gene Ontology annotation, molecular function: RNA binding; ribonuclease T2 activity. The record is from RefSeq and is a predicted model, not a curated record. Gene Ontology annotation, biological process: RNA catabolic process. The transcript is spliced from 4 exons. Gene Ontology annotation, cellular component: extracellular region. Lineage: Eukaryota; Viridiplantae; Streptophyta; Magnoliopsida; Proteales; Proteaceae.
CCUUAAGAAUUCCAUCUGUGUUGUAGAGAGAGAGAGAGAGAGAGAGAGAGAGAGAGAGAGAGAGAUGAAGCCCACAAUUUCAGCACCGCUUCACAUUCUGGUGUUACAUCUUCUGGUUGUUCUAUCUGCUUCACAGGAUUUUGAUUUCUUCUACCUUGUUCAACAGUGGCCAGGGUCAUACUGUGAUGCAAAGCAGAAAUGCUGUUACCCAACAACAGGGAAGCCUGCAUCAGAUUUCGGAAUUCAUGGGCUUUGGCCCAAUUACAAGGAUGGAUCGUAUCCAUCCAACUGUGAUUCCAGCAACUCCUUCGAUGCAUCAGUGAUCUCAGACCUGACCGGCCGUAUGCAGACUAACUGGCCAUCGCUAGCCUGUCCGAGCAGCACCGGCCUGAAAUUCUGGUCACACGAAUGGGAGAAACACGGGACUUGCUCAGAAUCUGUCCUCGAUCAACAUGGAUACUUUGAAACUGCUCUCAACCUCAAGAAAAAAGUGGACCUCCUCCAAAUCCUCGAAAACGCAGGAAUCCAACCGGAUGGGGGAUUUUACAGCUUGGACAGUAUCAAGAAGGCCAUAAGGGAUGGAAGUGGAUACACUCCCUUUAUAGAGUGCAAUGUCGACGACUCCGGCAAUAGCCAGCUCUAUCAGGUUUACCUUUGCGUGGAUAAUUCCGGGUCUGACUUCACCGAGUGUCCGGUAUUCCCAAAAGGCCGGUGCGAUUCAAAGAUCGAAUUCCCUACUUUCUAACUAUUGAUACAUGACUAGUGAAGCAAGAGAAAUCAGAGAUCCCCUGUUCCUAUAUUCUUGUCUUCAUAAAUCUGUCUCUCAGUAUUGAUGCAGAAUAAAAUUCCAUUGAGUUGAUCUUCAUGUACUUGUAAUCAGGUUAUAUAAGCAAUAUGUGUUUGUUCUUCAA